Messenger RNA from Lathyrus sativus (Indian pea), 144 nucleotides. The record is from the annotation of a GenBank genome assembly. Lineage: Eukaryota; Viridiplantae; Streptophyta; Magnoliopsida; Fabales; Fabaceae.
AUGAUGGUCGAAGAUCUCUGUCUGGAAGCGAAGGAGGCAUCUGUUCGCAAGGUUGCAAAGCUGUUACCUCUCCCGGAGCUUCUUCAUUCCAUUGCAUCGAUCAGAGCUGAUUACAUUUCAUACCAACAGGCCAAUGACGCAUAA